GUUGCUCGAAUCAGCUGUGUUGUGUUUGAUUGCGAAAUUUGGAAAAUAAUGCACUAAAUUAUAUCGUGAUUUCCAAAUCCUCCGUAAAUCUCCUUGUUGCGCACUGAAAUGGCAUCGAAAGUGGUGGCCACGGCUACCGUGAGGGCGCUGAAGAACCGUAAACUGUUACCAACCCGGGCGGCACUCACUUUGACUCCCGCGGCGGUCAACAGAAUCAAGCAACUUUUGCAAGGGAAAUCCGAAUACAUUGGGUUAAAGGUCGGUGUCCGGCAGCGGGGAUGCAACGGAUUGUCCUACACCCUUGAUUAUGCUACAACCAAAGACAAAAUGGACGAGGAAGUCGUUCAAGAUGGCGUUAAAGUUUUGAUUGACAAAAAAGCUCAACUUUCCCUGCUAGGCACCGAAAUGGACUUUGUAGAAAACAAACUUUCUGCGGAGUUUGUUUUCAACAAUCCCAACAUCAAGGGCACGUGUGGAUGCGGCGAAUCUUUUAGUAUUUAAGGCACUGGCUGUACAUUAGUUUGCUUUAGUUGUAGAGAAAAAUAAACCCACAAAUUUCGACAUGUUUAAUGUAAUGAACUACUAGGCUUACGAGAUGUUUGUUGUUUAGCAAAUAAAAUACUUUAAACUUCA
Molecule: messenger RNA, 633 nt
Organism: Culex quinquefasciatus (southern house mosquito)
Lineage: Eukaryota; Metazoa; Arthropoda; Insecta; Diptera; Culicidae
Gene: MagR
Product: iron-sulfur cluster assembly 1 homolog, mitochondrial
Exons: 5
Coding region: 109-501 (130 amino acids)
Biological process (GO): iron-sulfur cluster assembly
Cellular component (GO): mitochondrion; cytoplasm
Molecular function (GO): 2 iron, 2 sulfur cluster binding
Source: RefSeq, a predicted model, not a curated record